GUUUUUUACCAUGAAACUUCAUGAACUAUUCUGAAUGAACCACUGAAAAAUAAGACUAAAAAAUCACCAUGCCUCCAAGACACAGAGCUGGCCCUGUGGACCUGACAGACACGGAUGUAAGCUACCCCCUCCAUCGCCUCUUUGAUGAGUAUAACUUAGAUCAUAUCCCAGUGGAUGAGCGCUUGAAUUCAUUCAAAAAGCGCGAUCUUGCUCAUAUCAAGCACUACAAAGCUGCAGUUAGAAUCUUUGGAGGGCCACUGAGUAGAAAGAGAGUCAUGAUUGCCCCACCUAUGGAAACACCACUGAAACAUCGACUGGGGGUUUAUCAUGGUCGAAAGUCCCCUCCCCUUUCUCCACCAGUUUUGAAUGCAGAACUUAAAGAACAGGUUCAAGCAGAGCCUAAACCAUCCGAGGAAGAAUUAAUUGCAGAAAAAGAAACGCAGAAAGAGGAAGAGUAUAAAAACUGGAUGACAGAGCGACAAAAAUUCCGUCAUGAUCUAGAAAAUAUGGGACUGAGUGAACAUUGGCUGAAUCAGAAACCAAACAUGACAGCCUUAGAAAAAAGAGUGCUGGUCAGAAUGAUCAAAGAGAGAACUCCCCAUUACGAGCCCCCACCUGUUGUCCCAGAAACCCCUUCUGAGGCCUCUAUUCAUGAUGUUCCCAAUGUUAAGAUACCAGCUCCUCUUGGAAUAAGAAUUCUGGAAGAGCAUUUGAGGAAAAAUAAAAUUCGACUUCUUGACUUAUUUGUUGCCACGGAUAAAGACAAAGACUGGAAAAUCACCAGAGAUGAGUUCAGAAAGGUCAUCAAAGAGUCUAAGGUUCCUAUGUCAGAGGCUUUGCUGGAGGAUAUGAUUCUCUCCCUUGACAUGGAUUAUGACAAUAAUUUAGAUUAUAAAGAACUGUCAAAAGGCUUGUCAUUUUGGAAACGAGAGAGGAGGGAAAAUCGCAGAAAGCAGAUUUCAAGAGAAUCUACCAUGGAUUCUCUAAAGUCGAGAUCUAGUUCAUCAACAUCAUUACCUGCUGCCAAUCCUAACUCAUCAGAGGAGACGGUAGAUGAGAAUCAAGACGAUGAAAAAAUCAUUAGAAACUUCUCACCAAGUCGGUCAAACCAUGACGUCCAUUCAAAACCUUCCAAAACCUCUAAUAGUCCUUCCCAAUGUACAUCCAGAAAAUCUGCAAGGUCCUCCAGCAAGUCUGAGGACAAGCCUGAAAAACCCUCUACCGAUAGGACACAGGGCUCCUCAAAACAAGGGACUGACUCAAAAUUGGAAAAACAAGACUCAGCCUUGGGAGGAGGAGAUAAUGACAGUAAGGGGAAGCAAGUGAAUAUUGAAAUAGAAAUUACUGACACCUCAAAGGUAGAAUCGAAGGCAGAUCCCAAAAGAAGUAGGAGCACCACCCCUCAGUAUCUGUCUCCCCCCGAGCUUGACACGGGGCCGGAACACAUCGUGUUAUCAUCAGAGGAAGCCAUGGUGGACCUGAGGAAAAGGGACAGGGAAGCUCUCAAAACCAACAUGAUGAGAAUGUCAGCCAAGAGGUUAGAGGAGGGGCCAGGCAUCAUUAAGGUGGGGGAUAAGGCUAUAGAUGACCACUGUAUGCAGUCCACGCUGGAGGGGGAAAUGGCGGGGAUGGUCGAUAAGUUUAGACAGCUCAAGCUCAGAGAGUUCUAUGAAGUUAACAAGCUAUGUUCCCAACAAGGAAUUGCACUCAGUCCUUCUUUACUAGAAAAAGUUCUGUUGUACCCUCCGGAUAUCCCACACACCUUUAUCAAUAAACAAGUCAAGACCCCAGGGGCGCCCCUUCUCUCCAGUCACUAUGCAGAUCCCCCAAAGAGGCCCCGGACCCCCAUAGAGGUCAAACACAAGGACCGUGUGAGGCGGUCACAGAGUGGUCGACUUCUGAUAGACAGCCGUCACCGCUACCCCCAGGGUCGCUCCGUGGCACCCACAGGCACCAGGGCCACCCUGUCUACUGGGAAAGCCAUCAUAAGGAGAAAGGUAGAUUGCUGGAUGUCCUUUGAGGAGUAUGACAGACUUACAAGUCACCUGGCAAUCAGGUACCAGCAGCUACACGGCUCUUCUGAUUCCAACGCCUUCUGGCCCGGCCAGCUUCUGGAUAAAAUUAGACUGUGUAUGCCCCCGUACGAUAAACCAGAAAUACCAGACCAGAGCGGAAUCGUCUUCCAGAAGGUCAAGGAGAGAAAGCUGACCAAUCUCGGGAAGGCGCGGGAUUACUCGGCCUGGCCAGUCAAUGACCAAGGAUACGUACAGUCCGGGAUAUACGAUCCAUUUGCUAGAAAAUUUAUACACAACUAUUGAUGCUAGAAAAUUUUUAUAUUUAAUCUAUAAAAGCAUGUGCUAUUUUUAUGCCUUAAAAAACAUUUACACUCAUGUUUGUUACUUGCAAUGUUAGAAGUCUGAUUUAAUUUUUAUUUGUAUUUUUUUAUGCAUUCAGGUUUGUUUCUGCAGAAUUUAUUUUUGAUAUUUGUUUGACUC
Saccostrea cuccullata (small rock oyster) is the source of this 2495-nucleotide messenger RNA. RefSeq lists its product as uncharacterized. The coding region runs from base 69 to 2318 and encodes 749 amino acids. Gene Ontology annotation, molecular function: calcium ion binding. The transcript is spliced from 6 exons. The record is from RefSeq and is a predicted model, not a curated record. Lineage: Eukaryota; Metazoa; Mollusca; Bivalvia; Ostreida; Ostreidae.